AGUUUGCAAAAGCCAGAGGUGCAAGAAACAGCGACUGCAGCCACAGCAGCAGCACCGGCAGCAGCACCAGCACCAGCAGCAGCAGAGGAAGGAAGCGUCAGCAGGGGCAGCAUCAGCAGCAGCAACAAAAAAAAAAAAAAAAAGAAGAAGAAGAAGAAGAAGAAGAAUCCUCAUCGAAUCCUCACCUAGGCUUUCAGUGUAUCCAGCUCCACAUCUUCCCUCGAGCCGGGAGAGGGAAAGAGGAAAGGGGGGGGAGGAAAAAAAAAAAAAAAAAAAACCAACAACUUAGCGGAAACUUCUCAGAGAAUGCUCCAAAACUCAGCAGUGCUUCUGGUGCUGGUGAUCAGUGCUUCUGCAACCCAUGAGGCGGAGCAGAAUGAUUCUGUGAGCCCCAGGAAACCCCGGGUGGCAGCUCAGAACUCAGCUGAAGUGGUUCGCUGCCUCAACAGUGCUCUGCAGGUUGGCUGUGGGGCUUUUGCAUGCCUGGAAAACUCCACCUGUGACACAGAUGGGAUGUAUGACAUCUGUAAAUCCUUCUUGUACAGCGCUGCUAAAUUUGACACUCAGGGAAAAGCAUUUGUCAAGGAGAGCUUGAAGUGCAUCGCCAACGGGGUCACCGCCAAGGUCUUCCUCGCCAUCCGGAGGUGCUCCACUUUCCAGAGGAUGAUUGCUGAGGUGCAGGAGGAGUGCUACAGCAAGCUGAACGUGUGCAGCAUCGCCAAGCGGAACCCUGAAGCCAUCACAGAAGUCGUGCAGCUCCCCAACCACUUCUCCAACAGAUACUAUAACAGACUUGUCCGAAGCCUACUGGAAUGUGACGGGGACACUGUUAGCACAAUCAGAGACAGCCUGAUGGAGAAAAUUGGGCCCAACAUGGCCAGCCUCUUUCACAUCCUGCAGACGGAUCACUGUGCCCAACCACACCCACGAGCUGACUUCAACAGGAGACGCACCAAUGAACCACAGAAGCUGAAAGUUCUCUUCAGGAACCUCCGAGGUGAGGUGACCUCUCCCUCUCACAUCAAACGCACCUCGCCAGAGAGUGCAUGACCAGGGAGAGGUGUUCACAACCUCACCAAACUAGUGUCAUUUAAGGGUGUUCACACACCAACUUUGAGUGUACUGUGCCUGGUUUGAUUUUUUUUUUUUAAGUAGUUCCUAUUUUCUAGCCCCCUUAAAGAAAAAUUGCAUGAAACUAGGCUUCUGUAACCAAUAUCCCAACAUUCCUCGAUGGCAGCAUUCCCACCAGCAGAAUGUGUGUGAUCUUUCUGCCUCUCCUCAGGAGAAAAAAACAACCCUCUUUUAUCACUUCCCUCUACCAUGUCUUUUCCCAGCUUCCCUCAAAACUACUCUCAAACACAAAACGUUCAUGUAAUCCCCCUGUCCUUGUAAUUUGAAGAUGUGGAGCCCUUUAGAAUGGUUGCCCCAGUAGAGUUAGCUGAUAAGAAGCAACUUAAUUUAAAUGCAUGUCUUAAAUGCUCAUAAAGAUGUAAAAUGGAAUUCGUGUUAUGAAUCUGUGCUGGCCAUGGACGAAUAUGAAUGUCAUGUUUGAAUUCUUGAUCUCUCGUGAACUAGUGUCUUAUGGUCUUGAUCCUCCAAUGUCUAACUUCCUUUCCAAUACAUUUACCAAAUUGCUCAAGCCUGGCUCUCCAACCAGGCUCUGGGCCUGCCUCUUCUUGCAUCUAAUGAAAAACAAAAAGCUAACAUCUUUAUGUACUGUAACUGCUCAGAGCUUUAAAGUAUCUUUAACAAUUGUCUUAAAAACCAGAGAAUCUUAAGGUCUAACUGUGGAAUAUAAAUAGCUGAAAACUAAUGUACUGUACAUAAAUUUCCAGAGGACUCUGCUUAAACAAAGCAGUAUAUAAUAACUUUAUUGCAUAUAGAUUUAGUUUUGUAACUUAGCUUUAUUUUUCUUUUCCUGGGAAUGGAAUAACUAUCUCACUUCCAGAUAUCCACAUAAAUGCUCCUUGUGGCCUUUUUUAUAACUAAGGGGGUAGAAGUAGUUUUUGUCAACAUCAAAACUUAAGAUGGGCCUGUAAGUGAUAGGAAAAACCCACAGGUUUAUCUGAAGGACCCCAGGUAAGAUGUUAAUCUCCCAGCCCACCUCAACCCAGAGGCUACUCUUGACUUAGACCUAUCCUGAAACAGCUCUGUCACAUCCACCUGGGAAUGACAGGAACCAAAAAGAGCAUCCCAUUGGCUUGGACCACUAUGAGUGUGAGAAGGCCUACUCUACCUUGGGGUGUGGCAGUUCUUUUCUCACCACCUUUCAUCAGUGCCUAGUACUCGGGCAGACUGUUGCUGAGGUGGGAGACUUUCCAUGAAAUUGAUCAGGAAUGAGUCAAUGAGCCUUUGGGUAUUCAGUUCGGGGGACUUGGAGCUGAGGGGGUAUAAAUAGCCCUGGGCUGUCCUGUCCAGCCUUAAUAGACUCCUCUUACCUUUUUGUCCUGUAGCACGCUGCCUGCCAAAGUAGUCCUGGCAGCUUGGCUAUCUCUGUAGGAUUGCCAAUAAAUAAAUAAAUAAAUAAGUAAAAGAGAGAGAGAAAGAGAAUAAAAAGGAGCUGGUGGUUGGAUCGUUUCUGCCAUGAUGUUUACAAGAUGGCGACCACCAAAGCCAAAUGAUUAACCUAUCUAUGAACAACAGUAGUUUCUCAGGGUCACUGUCCUUGAACCUAACAGUCCCUUACAAAUGUCACUGCCCACCAAAGGUCAAUGUCGAGAGAGAGGAGGAGGGUGGACGGGUAGGACUGUAAGGGCCACUCCAUACUCGCUUAGGUAGAAACUAUUGGUGCUUGACUCUCACCAGGCUAAACUCAAGAUUUGACCAAAUCAAGUGAUAAGGAUCCUGGUGGGAGAAGGGAGGGAACAUCUCCAGGAAAAUGAAAAGCAAUACAACUUUACCAUAAAGCCUUUAAAACCAGUAACGUGCUGCUCAAGGACCAAGAACGACUGCAGCAGACCCAGCAGCAGCAGCACAAGCAUUGCUGCCUUUGUCCCCACACAGCCUCUAAGCGUGCUGACAUCAGAUUGUUAAGAGCAUUUUUAUACUCAGAACUGCCCUAUCCCCAGGUCCCCAAACAUAUGGACACUGCCUUAGCCUCUUGGAAAUCAGGUAGACCAUACUCUAAGUUGACUCUCCCCCUCCCACCCUCCCAUGCCCCCUAACCCCAGGCAACACUGACUUCUCCAAAACAGAAAAGCUAUUAAAGUGUGUGUGUUGUGUCCAUUUCGCAAACCCACCAAACCAGGACCCCAAUGCGACAAGUAGUAUAUGAGUAUUCCUAGCAGAAUUCUCUCUUCAGUCCAGUACAUUCUCUCUCUUUUUUUUUUUUUUUUUUGCUGUGACCUCUUCACACCGUGGUACCCACCCCCUUUUCUCCCCACAGUAAUAUUUAUAUAUGUAUUUAUAAUACAUAUAUCUACACAUCCAGAAAGAAGCAGUUCUCACAAUGUUGCUAGUUUUUUGCUUCUCUUUCCCCAUCCCGGUCCCCCUGGCUUUCCCUGAAACCUCCCCAGUUUCAUCCUGUGUUUCCUGCAGAGUGAUUCGGGCUGACCUAGACCAGUUUGCAUGAUUCUUCUAUUGUGAUUUGGUUGCACUUUAGACAUUUUUGUGCCAUUAUAUUUGCAUUAUGUAUUUAUAAUUUAAAUGAUAUUUAGGUUUUCAGCUGAGUACUGGAAUAAACAGUGAGCAUAUCUGGUAUAUGUCAUUAUUUAUUGUUAAAUUACAUUUUUAAGCUCCAUGUGCAUAUAAAGGUUAUGAAACAUAUCAUGGUAAUGACAGAUGCAAGUUAUUUUAUUUGCUUAUUUUUAUAAUUAAAGAUGCCAUAGCAUAAUAUGAAACCUUUGGUGAAUUCCUUCAAAGAUAAAAAAUAAUAAUAAAGUGUUACGUUUCAUUGUU
This is a messenger RNA of Pipistrellus kuhlii (Kuhl's pipistrelle), 3897 nucleotides long. RefSeq names its product stanniocalcin 1 (gene STC1). Bases 307 to 1050 code for a protein of 247 amino acids. Gene Ontology annotation, biological process: intracellular calcium ion homeostasis. Lineage: Eukaryota; Metazoa; Chordata; Mammalia; Chiroptera; Vespertilionidae. The transcript has 4 exons. Gene Ontology annotation, cellular component: extracellular region. The record is from RefSeq and is a predicted model, not a curated record. Gene Ontology annotation, molecular function: hormone activity.